CAGCAGUGCGGCGGCGGCGGUGGCGGGGUUCUGCCUCUACAGGAGCCCAGCGCAGGCCGCAGAGCCGGGGCUGCUGCGAGCCGAGACCGCGGCCGCGGAGCCCGCACGGCCGGCGCCGAGAAUUUGUUCCUGUUGAAGAGUGGCUCCUUGAUUUCCAUACCCUUUGAGGUUUUAGGAAUCCAGUAGGUGACAUUCUCUACCUCUAAGGAGACACACUACCUGCUCCUUCAUCAAGUACAAGGUCUCCAUUGCUAUGGAUACCGAGUCCACGUAUUCUGGAUAUUCUUACUAUUCAAGUCAUUCGAAAAAAUCUCACAGACAAGGGGAAAGAAAUAGAGAGAGACACAAAUCAUCCCGGAAUAAAGAUGGCAGAGGGUCAGAAAAAUCUGUCACCAUUCAAGCUCCCACUGGAGAGGCCCUGUUGGCCAAUGAUUCUGCUCAGACAGAGGAAGUUCAGGAUGACAACUGGGGAGAGACCACCACGGCCAUCACGGGCACCUCGGAGCACAGUUUAUCUCAGGAGGACAUUGCCAGGAUCAGCAAGGACAUGGAGGACAGUGUGGGGCUGGACUGCAAGCGCUACCUGGGCCUCACCAUCGCCGCGGUGCUCGGACUUCUAGUGUUCCUCACCCCCAUCGCCUUCAUCCUGUUGCCCCCGAUCCUGUGGUGGGAGGAGCUGGAGCCUUGUGGCACCAUUUGUGAGGGACUCUUCAUUUCCGUGGCAUUCAAACUCCUCAUCCUGCUCAUCGGGACCUGGGCCCUCUUUUUCCGCAAGCAGAGGGCUGAUGUGCCACGGGUGUUUGUGUUCCGUGCCCUGUUGUUGGUCCUCAUCUUUCUCUUUGUGGUUUCCUAUUGGCUUUUUUACGGAGUCCGCAUUUUGGACUCUCGGGACCGAAAUUACCAGGGCAUUGUGCAAUAUGCAGUCUCCCUCGUGGACGCCCUCCUCUUCAUCCAUUACCUGGCCAUCGUCCUGCUGGAGCUCAGACAGCUGCAGCCCAUGUUCACACUGCAGGUGGUGCGCUCCACCGACGGCGAGUCCCGGUUCUACAGCUUGGGACACCUGAGUAUCCAGCGAGCAGCCUUGGUGGUUCUGGAAAAUUACUAUAAAGAUUUCACCAUCUAUAACCCCAGUCUCCUAACAGCCUCCAAAUUCCGAGCAGCCAAGCACAUGGCGGGGCUGAAAGUCUACAACGUAGAUGGGCCCGCCAACAACGCCACCGGUCAGUCCCGGGCCAUGAUUGCCGCAGCUGCCCGGCGCAGGGACUCAAGCCACAACGAGCUGUAUUACGAAGAGGCGGACCAUGAGCGGCGGGUGAAGAAGCGGAGAGCGAGGCUGGUGGUUGCGGUGGAGGAGGCUUUCAUCCACAUCCAGCGUCUCCAGGCCGAGGAGCAGCAAAAGGCGCCAGGGGAGGUGAUGGACCCCAGGGAGGCCGCCCAGGCCAUCUUCCCCUCCAUGGCCCGGGCUCUGCAGAAAUACCUGCGAACCACGCGGCAGCAGCAUUACCACAGCAUGGAGAGCAUCCUGCAGCACCUGGCCUUCUGCAUCACCAACAGCAUGACCCCAAAGGCCUUCCUAGAACGUUACCUCAGUGCGGGCCCCACCCUGCAGUAUGACAAGGAGCGCUGGCUGUCUACGCAGUGGAGACUUGUUAGUGAUGAGGCUGUGACGAACGGAUUACGGGAUGGAAUUGUUUUCGUCCUUAAAUGCUUGGACUUCAGCCUCGUCGUCAAUGUGAAGAAAAUUCCAUUCAUCGUGCUCUCGGAAGAAUUCAUAGACCCCAAAUCUCACAAAUUUGUCCUCCGCCUACAGUCUGAGACGUCGGUUUAAAAGUUCUAUAUUUGUGGCUUUAUUAACAACAAGAAAAAGAGAAUAUAUAGAGAGAUAUAUAUGUAUACCAGAGGGGCAUCUUUGUUUUAAAUUGUUCUUCGUUGCUGACUGAGGCUGGCAGAUGAUAGACCAGUGUCCUUUGACCAUCUGCACUUUAUUUGGAAGGAAGCAGGGGAUGUCCGCCCCGGAAAAAAGUGACUGAGGACAUCUGAGUGUUGUGGACGGGACUUCUCAAGAAUCUGUUCCCUGGCAUUCCUGUGACAGCUGUAACCAAAGCGGAGCUGGUGGUUCUUGGGAGCCUUGCCUUACAACAAGUGGACCCUGCCUUUCGUCCAGCACCCCACUCUCCUGUUGCUUCUGGCCGACCCACUCGUAGACUUCUAGGGGACACAUCUUUAUUCUGGUUCGGGAAACCAGACACGACCUGUCCACGUACGUGUUUGUGUAGGUAGAUGUCCAGUCCACAUCACCCACGUGCCGUUCAGGAAUUGCCGGCCUCAUCUUUGUUCAUUGUUGCCUUAGGUUCUGCAGAGAAAGAUCACAACAAAAAAUGUGCACUAUCAGUUGACGGCUCCUAAUGAUUUUGAUUCUGGUUUUUUUCCCCAAAGAGAAAACCGGCCUGCCCUGUUUUCUGACCUUGCUUCCCUAUUGGCCGGAGCAGGGAGCCCUUUGCUAACCCUGUGAUUGGCAACUGGCUUCCACCCAUCCCACCGUCCCCAGGGCGUGCGCACACACAUACACACAUACCCCCUGGCUAGCCGGCCUGGCCCAGAAAGCCCAGCCUUCUCUAGAGCUGCCUGGGACCUGGUUCUGCGCCUGUGCCCUCGGGCUCUGCAUAGCCUCCGGCGGUCCCACGGAUUGUUUGCGUAGGGAAGCGUGGUAUGCCCACCCGGUAGAUCACAGGGAGGGCAAGCCAGCUGGAGUGUCCCUUUUAGGCUGCAGCGGGAGCCCUCCCCACCCGCCUCUCCUCCCCACUCUCCUCUCCUUCCCCCACCGACCAGGGGGAAGACUGACACUGGCUCUGGGACUGGCAGGUUCAGCUUGGAGCCUCUAAUUUCUCCCAAAGCUUCACAGCAAACUGCCUGCAGUGGGAGACCAAACAGUGCCCACCGCAGUGACAGCUGGUGCUGUCCAGUCCCUGAUUUCUGACCACCAUCACUGUGCGACUCGUCACCUCUGCCACUUACUACCAGGGAAGGGUGCGUUUGGCCCCUGGUGUUGAAAUUACUUGUAGAGUCUGGUAAAAUGAGGAGAAAGAACGGACAAACUGCAGAGUUUGGGGAAAGGAGGGUAGGGAGCCAGUCUUAGGGUUCAGAACGAUUCAUCCACGAUCUGUUUCUUAAAUGCAGCUGGUUCCUGUGGGCUUUCCCCUGGCCUGGGUUGUGAGCCACAUCCCAACACCUUGGGGCGGGUCCCCGUGCCUCUGUUCGCCUUUGUGCAUCUACAACAAACCUGUAUAAAGUAUUCACUCUUGCUUUAACCAGGUAAUUAGGUAAUUAACCAGGUAAUUCCCUUGCUUUAGUACAGGAUGACACUGUCAAAAUGCUCUUUGUGUUCCUGUACACCUUACUGGUUUAUGCAUUCCACAAGUAAGGUAGUGCAAGUGUAUCAUUUUUUAAACCAGAAUUGGCUUUGGAUAUUUGCAAUACAUCUGUACCUGAAAAAGUAAACAGUGUUCUUGAGAAAUCAACAGCCUUCAGGUCAAAAAGAAGAUGUGUUAGGAAAAAGGAAGGGGAAACCAGUCAGUGUGGCAUGGCGCCAAAAUGUACUAUUUAACUACGUGGUUCCGUUGAUGAAAAACACGUACCAUGUAACCAUGGUGCUUUUGUUCCUCUUAUUAUAGUUUUUGCCUGUAGGUCCCUUCAAACUGCACAUUCCUUAGGAUAAUGUCUUUCUCAGGAAAUAUAUUUUGGGAGAUAGGGCAAGGGAUGGUAAUUGUCUAUGAGACUUUAGCUGCGUAAAAUUUAUCGUGUCCCAGACUAAAUGUGUCACAGGCUACUGCGUCAGGAACACAGCGAUAGAAGUGCCAUAAAGGUCUCUCCAUAUGGUUCACAAUGACACUCUUUGUCAGCAUUCUAAAAUCCUGUGUUUGCAGCCCUGUCGUUAAGUUACCAGCCCAGAAAGGGUUAAGGUGGAUUGGGUGCUUUGGUGUGUGCACCCCAAGCAGGGUGAAGAAAGGUUUAAAUUCAGGAUUAUAUUUUCUCUCUACCCCUUUCUCCCUUGCCCUGUCUUAGCAUAGGAUAAUGUCCGACUUUCUGAAAUUAUUGUUUCUGUUUUAAAUUGAGUACCAGUAUUUUUUACACUGACUUUGUAUUGAGUCCUUUUUGAAAGAAUACCAAAAUAAAAUGCAGGAUCUUUAUAAAGGCUUUGCAUGUUCAGACUCUUCCUAGCUUGAGUUACUGGUGCAGUGGGAAUGAUGUAAAUUAUGGUAUGAAAAUGUUUAAGGUUUCAGAAAGCUGCAUCCCACAAUUGAACACAGUGCAUGUUUAUUUCAGUUCUUGGAACCAAUAGGCUAUUCUUUUAGAAAGGGGAUAACUGUGCCCUGGGGCUAGGAGAAUAUAGUAUAGAUAUGGUCACAUUAGAGGAGACAGGAUUUCAUUUGCCUUAAAACGUUUAUAGAUUUUCUAUAACUUUCAACCUAAGUUAUUAAAAUGUGAUUGGUAAAUGUUAGAGAGUAGAAGAACUGAAUGAGGAAUACAUGUCUGAGAUUUCUCGCUCCCCUGGCGGUGUUUUAACCAGUAGAUAACUUUUGUCCUUAAGUAUGUCCUUUUGAAAGGAAUGACCAUUUUUAAUCAUCCAUGAACUGAAUCUUUAAGUCUGCGUUCUUAGAGUUGGAAGAGAUUUUAAGGGUUUUGUAGUCUAUCCAUCCUUUACAUUUUCAGUUAAGUCGAAAAAUGUAAUACUUUUGCUAAAGAUCAUAAAGUAAACCCUCGAGAAAAUACUUGAUCAGUUUUUUUCCCAACUAUCAUUAUCUCCUUUUCUUCCUCUCUGUCCUUCCUUUCUAAAUCUACGGACAGGACAAAUUUUAUACAGCAAAUGGUAAAAGGUAGGUGGUGUGUGUGUGUGUGUGUGUGUGUGUGUGUGUGUGUGUGUGUCUUUGCCAUGUUACAGCUCAUUGCCGGAGCUUGGACCUCCUUUUCCGUGGGGAGAUUGUGGGGAGACUGUGUGUGUGGGAAAGGAAUGAGGUGCUCCCCACUUUUCACCAUAGUCGGUGGUAGUCGAGUGUCUCAUUCUUGUAUCUCCUCUUCACUUCUGAGUGUGUGUAUUUAGAUAAAGCUGUAGCUCUGUGGCAAGCCACCAGCUUAUUGGGCUGACAGAAAUUGAUUCCCCUCUUCCUCCUCACCCCUGCCCCUGGGAGAGGGAGUGUUCCAGCCACUCUGUGAAACCAACAAAACUGAGUCCUUGGGUUGCUCUCUUCUGUCCCAGCCCUGCUGUGUAAGGCUCCCCCAAACGGGUGCCUAUUUGCUUGUGGUUAUGUGUUUCCAUAUAUGUGAGCAUUUCUCUGUAGUGUAUAUUACCAGAUGGAUGGCAUGGUUAUGUGUUAGACAUCUGAACAUUUGUGUCCUCUGUAGCAGAUGAGUGUGUAUCUGCAUAGAUAACGUGUGUGUUUAUAUGGAUGACUGUGUGAGGGUCUAUGUGUUUCUACGUACGCCGUAUGUUGGAGAGGUGUCCUAAUUGCACCCAUCUUUUGGGAAGUGACUCUAAAGCCAGUGACUUUUUCCUCCCCUCCUUCAUUCCUUCCCCUCAGCUACACUGGGCUUCUCCCCAGGAGUAAAUGUCUUCUGGAGAGCCUGCUGUCCUGCAGGCAGGUCUAUUAGACUGUUGUCUCAGGACCCUUUGAUCUGCAAAUAGCAAGAAACAGAGAAAGAACAGUCAAGUUCUAUGCUAAUUACUGCUCCAACUUCACUACCCUGGAAGCCUUACUGUAUAUUUCUCGAUAUAACUUAAAAGUUGAGCUUGAUUUAAAAAAAGAAGAUUGAUUAUUGAAAGUAGCACAGAAAUAUGAACACAAUAUUUAAAUAGCCCUGCAGCAGAGACCCUGUGAUUGUAAAGUGAUAGGUAGUUUCUGGGUAGGCUUUGUGCUUUAUGGAUCUUGUUACAAAAAAAAAAAUUGAUCACUACUGUGAAUUUACUGCUAUGUAACCUUGUGGUCGUAUUCCAUUAUAAAUAAAAUAUGAAUUGUUCUUA
Messenger RNA from Rhinolophus ferrumequinum (greater horseshoe bat), 6016 nucleotides. It is a transcript of the gene VANGL1, whose product is annotated as VANGL planar cell polarity protein 1. Gene Ontology annotation, cellular component: plasma membrane. The transcript is spliced from 8 exons. NCBI's taxonomy places the organism in Eukaryota, Metazoa, Chordata, Mammalia, Chiroptera, Rhinolophidae. The record is from RefSeq and is a predicted model, not a curated record. Gene Ontology annotation, biological process: multicellular organism development. Bases 254 to 1828 code for a protein of 524 amino acids.